AUGUCUUUGAUUUCAAAAUUCGUGUUUACGGUGGCAUUGUUGCAAAUUUUGCAUUCUGGCUUUUCCAGCCAUGAGUUUGUUACAAUGAAGCAGCGUUUGGCUGCUAAUAGCGAUCUUGACCUUGAUGCUUUGUUCCUUCCGAGAGACGUACAAAUCGAAGCCUUUUGUGGGGUUGUCCUGCUAGCGCUGUCCAUUUUCUUGUCAUUUGGAAAACAAGAAUUUUUGCCGUUGUCAGGAAAGCUCAAAUUGCUGAAGCAGGACGGUGUAUUGCAAGAGAUUAGUAUAAACAAGGCUACAAAUGCCAAAAACUUGGCGGGAAGCAACCCAUAUGGCGAAAUCACAAAUUUGCCCAGCUUUGUCGAUAUACACGCAAAAAGGGCCGAGGUCAGACGGUGGAGAGAAGAACAAAUCCAGUCGAAAGCGUAA
This is a messenger RNA of Lachancea lanzarotensis, 426 nucleotides long. RefSeq names its product LALA0S01e15236g1_1 (gene EMC5). Gene Ontology annotation, cellular component: EMC complex. The transcript has a single exon. The record is from RefSeq and is a predicted model, not a curated record. NCBI's taxonomy places the organism in Eukaryota, Fungi, Ascomycota, Saccharomycetes, Saccharomycetales, Saccharomycetaceae. Gene Ontology annotation, biological process: protein folding in endoplasmic reticulum. Bases 1 to 426 code for a protein of 141 amino acids.